CCGAUGCUCACGGUGCGUUCACGGUCAGCAUGAACCGUUACCAUGUUCUGCAGCUGGUGGGAGAGGGCUCGUUUGGCCGCGUUCACAAAGGCAGGGAGAAAUACACCGGCCAGGUGGUUGCUCUGAAGUUCAUGCCUAAAGUGAAUCGGUCUGAAAAGGAGCUGCAGUCCCUCAAGAGGGAAAUCGAGAUUAUGAGAGGACUUCAACACCCCAACAUCGUGCAGCUCUUUGACAGCUUUGAGACUGAAACCGAGGUGGUGGUGGUCACUGAGUACGCAGAGGGACAAUUGUUCCAGAUUCUUGAAGAUGAUGGGAGCUUUCCAGAGUUCCGGGUCCGGGAGAUUGCCUGCCAACUUGUUUCAGCCCUGUAUUAUCUACAUUCUCAUCGCAUUCUUCAUCGUGACAUGAAGCCACAAAAUAUUCUUUUAGGGAAAACUGGCACCGUAAAACUUUGCGACUUUGGGUUUGCCAGAGCCAUGAGCGUGUCCACCUUGGUGCUGACCUCUAUCAAGGGAACACCGCUGUACAUGUCUCCUGAGCUGGUGGAGGAGAAGCCAUAUGACCACACUGCUGACCUCUGGUCUCUGGGCUGCAUCCUCUAUGAACUCCACACGGGGGCGCCCCCGUUCUACACCAACUCCAUCUUCCACCUGAUCCAGCUCAUCGUGAGAGACCAAGUCAAAUGGCCAGACAGCAUGAGCGACACCUGCACGAGUUUCCUGAAAGGUUUGUUGACCAAAGACCCUCUGAAACGAUUGUCCUGGCCAGCCCUCUUGCACCACCCCUUUGUUGCUGAUGGUGUUACAGUGCUGUCAGACACAAGUGUUUUCAGUCCGCUGACGGUCUCGCCCAGUCCAGACAUGCUGGCACGGAAACUUAAGCAAGUGGCAGAGAAGUCUGUAGCAACAUCAGGACCGAGCAGAUUGUUGAGAAAGGUCACGGAACAAAGGGACUGUGGGAACAGAAGAAAGCCGGUCGGCAGUAACACUGCCAAAAAAAACAAGGAUUUAUCAGGGCAUGACGGGGCCAAUCCUGGAACUGCCCCCUCGAAUGUAAGCAACCCCAAGCCCCCCUCCAAUGACGUUUCAGUUGCCCCAGGUCACACAGCCAGCGAAACCUCCAGCUCACCAAUCCCAGUCUGCACAGCAUCAGAUCACAGGGGUCAGAUCAGCAUCGACUAUGAGAAAGAAUUUUGUAAUGUGGAGAUCGGGCCACAACUCGUGGAGCGGCGCUCUGAGGACGGUCUGCCGGCGCUGCACAGGCAGGAUGUUGAUGAUGAGGAGAACUGGGUGAAUCUGGCUCCAGCCUCUGACACAAGCAGGAAGCAGAAAGAACAUUUGGACCACACUGCCAUUAUAUCUCAACUUGAAUCCAAGAUCCUGGAAUUUAAAGCUCAACUGGCAGCCGGUUGUGUAAAAGAUGUGCAGAUACACCGAGCACUGAAGGUUCUGCAUAAUCUGAUGAAGAGUCCUGACCUUGAGAUGACGGAACACGUCGUCCUUAAACUUGGCCUGCCACAUGUCCUCUUUGACCUGAUCCACACUGCUGUGGAAAGCUCUGAAUUUUUCAAGCAGCCCUGGUUUGUCCCUGUCCUUGGAGAAAUGAUGACGGUGCUCAUGAUCUACUGGGAAACACACAGGGACUGGGUGGAAGACGAACAUAGGCUGGGAGAUUUAUCUAAGCCGUUCGGCUUAAUUCUCACUGAUCCAGAACUCAGACCUUUGGCACCUCUGGCGGCCACAGUUUUAUCUCUCUUCACACAGUUUGAUGUGGACGUCCAAACUAAUGUGGAGAAUCUAACCUCUCUAUUAAAUGCUCUGAUCACUGACUCAUGCCAGCUGCACAUAUCACCCCCUGCUGGUUGGGGACUUUGUGACGGACUUCUGUCAUUACUCCUGUUCACACUCACUGAGCAUGAAAACGGCUCCGUCUCGUCAUGCCUGAAUCCAGCUCUGCUUUUGGACCUUUGGAAAAGGAUUGGAACCUCUGCAGCAACCACAACACUACACUUUUGUUCAGUAGAUGGGCUUUAUUCAUUUCUUUCUAUUGUGCUGCAUAUCUGUACCAAGGAUCCAUCCUCCUGCAUCCCUCUGUUGACUGAUUAUGAAUCAAAAUGUGUGCACACACUCGGCUGGCUGCUGGGCACCGACUGUCUUAAUUUGUUUGCCGAAAGCGUUCCUUGGAGAGCUGAUGUGGAUCUGAGUCACGACAACUUGUCCGCAUUGAGCUGCCACUUACUGUGUUUUCCGUUUACCCUGGACCUGCCUCCACACACCAUGUCCACAGUCCUCCAGCUGUAUGACAGCUGUGGUAUUGUUACACACCUCCUGCAGGUGAUCCGAACUUUUCCGCCUUCACAGCUCGAGCUGCCUCUUGCCCUGCUGUGCCGUUUGCUCCUGUGUGAUCCCGAGCGCUCACUUUCCCGCCUCAGAGAAAGCGCUUUUGGCUUUUUCUCACCGCCCAGUGACAGCCAGCCGGCAGCCUCCGCACGUCAGCCUCCCACCAGAACUGCCAGCUCGCUGCUCUCUGAGUUGCUGCAGCUGGAUGUGCUGUGGGACUCCGCACAGGAACUCCUCAACGUGUUGUCCCAUGUAGCCCGCUGCUCCUCUCCAUCGGCCUGCUUUCAGCUUCACGUGGAAGCGUCGGUGCUGCGCCGGGCGCUCAGUCACUCCUACGACCUGAUCAGGGCUGCAGCAUGCAGACUUUUGGGAAAUUUGGAUCCAUUUAGGCCUCCGUCAUCAUAUAAUCGACAGCUUGAUAUUUUCAAAGAUAUUAUUCGGUGUCUUCAUGACGCCCACACGCCUGUCCGAAGGACGGCUUGCAGGGCAGUUGGGAACUGGUUGGGAUAUGUUGCAGUGGAGUGCAGCGAACAUACAGGCAAAGAACAGAUUGCUGUAACAAACAGUUUAACGGCAAAAACCAGACCGAGAGUUGACGUUGAGGAAAGGAGGAGAUGGGCGAAUGUGGCGGGGAGGACAGUGCCAGUCCUGACUCGUCUGACCACAGACUCCGACGUCCUCACGCGUCGUCACUGCUGUGAAGCCCUGGGGAACCUGGCAGACGUCGAGGGCGCCGCGUGCCUGCUGCUGGAGCACGGCGUGUCCGGCUCACUGCUGAGGGCUGCCUGCUCGGAUCCAGACAGAGCAGUGAAGAAAGCUGCCACAGCAACACUGUGCCUGUAUGCCCAGCAUGACAGCCUGCGUCAGGCUCUGCUCUCCCUUGAUGCCAGGAAGAAACUUCUACAAGCUUCACUAAACAGCCCUUCACAGUGUGACUAUCAGCAGCUCAUCAGGCAGCUGUGACAAAUGUCUGGAGAAGAAGAUCUCAUCUUUCUGAACUUUCUGAACAUCGUCCUGCUGGAGGAAGACUUCUGACAGCACUAAUAGAAGCAGACACGUUUUUCAGUAAAAGAAUGCUGCUGUUUCUUAAAUUGAUAGUUUUAAGUGUGUUGAUAAAUUUCGCAACUUUAAGUGAAAAUAAAUUUAAAAAAAAACUGUUAU
This is a messenger RNA of Salarias fasciatus (jewelled blenny), 3500 nucleotides long. It is a transcript of the gene stk36, whose product is annotated as serine/threonine kinase 36 (fused homolog, Drosophila). Gene Ontology annotation, cellular component: cytoplasm. The transcript has 20 exons. Gene Ontology annotation, molecular function: ATP binding; protein kinase activity. The record is from RefSeq and is a predicted model, not a curated record. The coding region runs from base 30 to 3302 and encodes 1090 amino acids. Lineage: Eukaryota; Metazoa; Chordata; Actinopteri; Blenniiformes; Blenniidae. Gene Ontology annotation, biological process: protein phosphorylation; smoothened signaling pathway.